Messenger RNA from Rhopalosiphum padi (bird cherry-oat aphid), 724 nucleotides. RefSeq lists its product as uncharacterized. Lineage: Eukaryota; Metazoa; Arthropoda; Insecta; Hemiptera; Aphididae. The transcript has 2 exons. Gene Ontology annotation, molecular function: nucleic acid binding. The coding region runs from base 13 to 654 and encodes 213 amino acids. The record is from RefSeq and is a predicted model, not a curated record.
UUCUUCUUUAAAAUGUUAAACAAUAGUGAAAAAGUUGAUAUGAUUUUAAUUUAUGGUGAGUGUAAUAAACAUUGUCGGGAGGCUGCAAGGGUUUAUGCAAAUCGAUAUCCCGAAAGAUAUCAUCCACCGCAUAAUUUUUUUUUAAGAUUAGUUAAUAAUUUACGAACUUACGGGACUUUUUCGAUAAGAGAUGCACAGAGACAACCACUACGCAAUAUGGAACAAAAUGAUGAUCAGGAAAAUGAAAUAAUUGCGUACAUUCAAUUAAAUCCUCACUCAUCUUUAAGACAUGUUGCUAGAGAAUUUGGCUUUUCAAAAACAAAGGAUGGAGCACCCGCUCAUAAUGCCAUUAUUGUAAGACAACAGUUAAAUGAAAUUUUUGGAAAUCGAUGGAUGGGAACUCACGGGCCAGUGAAAUGGCCCCCACGGUCACCUGAUCUAACACCAUUAGAUUUUUUUUUAUGGGGUCAUUUAAAGACUGUUGUUUAUGCAGAUCCACCAGCAAACUUACAGGAUUUAAAAAAUAAAAUAACGGUAGCGUGCAGACAAUUAACAAAAGAACAAAUUUUGGCAGCAACCUUUAGAGAAGUGAGUCGUCGAUUGGAAAUGUGUUUAGAAAAAAACGGAGGAAAUUUUGAACAUUUUAUUAGAUAAAAAAAAUAAACAUAAGUCAAAACAAUGUAACGGAGUAUUUUUUAUUUAAUUUCCUACUUCACAUUCUUUA